AUGAACAAUCAUCAAGAAGCAGAAACUACUUCCGCCAAUAACAUCAACAAUACCGACUAUGCCCGCCGUUGCAAGGAACUCAUGCAACUUCGUAACGAUUUAGAUGCCAUGGGUGCCUCUGCGUUAUUGGAUUUACCACGCGUAGUCGUGAUUGGUAGCCAAUCAGCUGGUAAGAGUUCGUUGGUUGAAGGUGUUAGCGGGAUCUGUGUUCCUCGAGACGCUGGAACAUGCACCCGAUGCCCUAUGGAAUGUGUCAUGCACAGCACGUCCGGUCCUUGGAGGUGUUCAAUCUCUUUGCGGCAAGAAGGCGGAACAACCAGCACAUUCAGCCCUGAAGUGACAGACCGGGCCUCCGUUGAGCUUUGGCUUCGUCGUGCGCAAGUGGCGAGCCUCUGUCCUCACAGAUCGCCAUCCGCGUUCACGGCAAUGUCUCGAGAUGAACUCAAAGCAACAUACGAUUCAGACGCCCGAAUGCUGAAAUUCACCAACAACGUAGUAUGCCUUGACUUGCACGAUCCCGACGCGACGGAUCUAUCGUUCGUCGAUUUGCCUGGACUUAUUCAAAACGAAUCCCAAGAGGCGAUCGAUUUGGUUAAGAAUAUGGUCGUUUCGUAUAUCGAUCGCCCAAACACAUUGAUCCUAGUUGCCAUGCCUAUAACUGAUGAUGUCGAGAACCAGCAAGCCGCGCGGCUUGCCAGGGAAGCUGAUCCAGAAGGACUUCGUACCAUCGGCGUCGUUACCAAGCCUGAUUGUCUUCCGUCUGGAGCGAUUGACUCUCGCCGACGCUGGAAAGACAUCUUCCUUGGCCGGGCUCAUCACCUCAAUCACGGCUACUACUGCGUGCGGCUGCCGGAUGACUCAGAGAGGGCACGACAGGCUUCACGAGCAGAUUCGGCUUCAAUAGCUUCUCAGUUCUUCAGGACUACGGAACCUUGGAAAGAUGGGGACAUGAACCAAGGACGGUUCGGAAUCCCAAACCUUGUGACCGAUGUUGGUAGGCUUCUUGUUGAACUGAUCGAGCGGUCACUCCCGCUCCUGAAACAACAGGUGCAAGAUCUCUUGGACAGGUGCUUAGAAGAUAUCAACGAUCUCCCCUCCAUCAUCACGCGCGACCCUCAGUCUGAGGUCUUCAUACGUGUAAACAACUUCUCCAGGGAAUUCGCGGAGAGUAUAGAUGCACGGUCUCACAAAAAUUACGUCCAGGGAAGUCGUGGGUUGUAUGAGCAACUGAAAUUGGAUAUUAGAGCUACUACUCCCGACUUCCGGCCUUUCCCCAACUAUAUUGCCCAUCCCAUCCCUUCCUACCAAUGCGACGAAGACGAAGUUGAGGUGCUAUCCCAGGCUGCAUCUGAUACUGAGUCAAUAGAAGAGUUAGCUAGCAAAGCAAGGCCAAUUGACUUGACUGAAGUUCGCGACGUUAUCAAAAAGUCUACGGGUUGGGAAUUACCUGGCCACGUCCCAUACGAAGCCACGAAACAUCUCAUCGAGAGGCACGUUAGGCUGUGGCAUGGUCCGGCAAUGCGCUGUUUCAGUAACGUCUUUCGGAUGUUGAACAUUUUCAUGGACGGUUUGCAAGCUGAGCAUUUCUCCCGAUUCCGGAUGCUUCACGAGCAUGUCCGUGGUGUUGCUACCAGAGAAAUGGAGCUACAAAAGAAAAAUACGUUGGCCAUGCUGGAACAGUUGCUAGCUUGCGAGUCAGCUCCCAUCUGGACGCAGAAUAUCCACUACUACAAAGCCACUUCUAAGAAAUGGCAUACCGCAUACGUCCAGCAGUGGUAUUUGGCCUAUCCCCUGAUGCGCCCCGACAAUGAUUCUUCCUCCUACACGACCGGCCGCCACCGGCCGCCACCGCCGCCGCCACCACCACCCGAGUCCUAUGCGGAUGAGCUUCAAGUAAUGGCCAACGUCCGGGCGUAUUUCCAGGUCGCUUACAAGCGCAUCAUUGAUGCUGUUCCUCUUACAAUUGAAAGAGACUUGAAUCGAGCUCUUUCUGUUAGUCUGAGUGACGCGCUCGUCCAGAGCCUUUUUGAAGGCCCGGACAUGGUCAAUCGAAUGAGGAAUCUCGUCAGCGAGGACCCUGCUAUUGAGCAGCGUCGGGCAGAAUUGGCAAGGCGUAAAGGGCAACUAGAUGAAAUUCGUACAAGGCUGGAGGAAUUUGGUCGUGACUGA
This is a messenger RNA of Pleurotus ostreatus (oyster mushroom), 2169 nucleotides long. RefSeq lists its product as uncharacterized. The record is from RefSeq and is a predicted model, not a curated record. NCBI's taxonomy places the organism in Eukaryota, Fungi, Basidiomycota, Agaricomycetes, Agaricales, Pleurotaceae. The transcript is spliced from 12 exons. The coding region runs from base 1 to 2169 and encodes 722 amino acids. Gene Ontology annotation, molecular function: GTPase activity; microtubule binding; GTP binding. Gene Ontology annotation, cellular component: membrane; microtubule; cytoplasm.